Molecule: messenger RNA, 2190 nt
Organism: Aspergillus aculeatus ATCC 16872
Lineage: Eukaryota; Fungi; Ascomycota; Eurotiomycetes; Eurotiales; Aspergillaceae
Product: threonine/serine exporter family protein
Exons: 1
Coding region: 1-2061 (686 amino acids)
Biological process (GO): transmembrane transport
Molecular function (GO): transmembrane transporter activity
Source: RefSeq, a predicted model, not a curated record
AUGUCCAGUUCAACCGAGACCCUCGACCCGAUCCACUCCAAGACGAGCUCCACGCCGGACUCCCACCCCGCCGAUAACCACACCGACCAUGGCGUCGACGAACGGCCGUUGACUGGCCACGACACUCCCCAAAAUGGGGGCGGCUCGCACCAAUGGGGGGUGCUGUUCAAAGCGAUCAAAGACGGCACCUCGCACCUGGCCGAGAAGCUGGGCCGGGACCCGGACGGCGGCGACGGACUAGACUCGGCCUGGCACCCGGAGGACUACGGAUACCAGGAGGACAUCGAGAUGCGGGACAUGCUGGCGCCCGGAGAAGGUGUCGCGGACGACUCGUACGGCAGCCAGCUGCAGUCGCUGCUGGGCGCGGACGCCGCCAUGCUGGUCAACCGGUUGGGGCUGGCGCGCGAGCUGCAGGCCGGCUUGCCGCCGCGGACGGCCGAGGAGGAGGCCGCCGAGAAAGAAGCUAAUUUGGCGGGCGGCGUGCUCUGGCACCUGCUGGGGCAUCAGAUGGGCCAUGAUCCGGAGAGGACGACGACGAACACGACCACCACGACCGGUGGGACGACACUGGUCGGGACGGAGACGGGGACGACGCAGUCCGAGGACGACGCGCUGGGCCCGCUGCCGAGCGAGGUGCGCAAGCGGCGCAAGAAGAAAUGGUACGCGGACGCGGACAAGGACCCGCGCAGCGCCAAGGAGCGGCGCAAGGCGCGCGAGGCGCGGCUCGCGGAGAAGAUCGGCUCGCUGCUCACGCGCCAGCGCUACCUGAUGCAGCUGUGUCGCGUCAUGAUGAAGUGCGGCGCCCCGACCCACCGCCUCGAGGAGUACAUGCAGAUGUCCGCCUUCGCGCUGCGCGUCCACGGCCAGUUUUUGUACAUCCCCGGUUGCAUGAUCAUCUCGUUCGACGACCCGCUGACGCGCACGGCCGAGGUCAAGCUCGUGCGCAUCAUCCAGGGCUGCAAUCUGGGCCGCCUGGGCGAGGUGCACAACUGCUACAAGAACGUGCUGCACGGGAAGCUGUCGGCCGAGGAGGCCCUGCCCGUGCUGGACGACAUCCUCACGCGGCAGAGCAAGUGGCGCACCCCCUGGAUGAUGGUGCUGAUUGCCGGGCUGAUCAGCGUGGCGGUCGGCCCGUGGGCGUUCGGCGCGCGGCCCAUCGACAUGCCCAUCAUCUUCAUGCUGGGCCUGCUGAUGGGGUUCAUGCAGUACAUCCUGGCGCCGCGGUCGGCGCUGUACUCGAACGUGAUGGAGGUGUCGAUCGCGAUGCUGGUCUCGUUCCUGGCGCGCGCCUUCGGCAGCAUCCGCCACAACGGGGAGUACCUGUUCUGCUUCCCGGCGAUGACGCAGUCGGCGAUCGCGCUGAUCCUGCCGGGGUACUCGGUGCUGUGCAGCAGUUUGGAGCUGCAGUCGCACCAGAUCACGGCCGGCUCGAUCCGGCUGGUGUACACGAUCAUCUACUCGCUGUUCCUGGGGUACGGGGUGACGGUGGGGCUGACGAUUUACGGGCUGAUGGACGACCAGGCGAGCGAGCAGACCUCGUGCUCGGCGGAGAGCCAGCUGGUCUACGGGAACACGUACAUCCAGCAUUUUGUCUUCGUGACCAUCUACAUCGCCUUCGCCGGCAUCGUCAGCCAGGCCCGCCUGCGCCAGCUGCCGUUCAUGUGCACGCUGGGCGUGUCCGGGUACGUGGCCAAUUAUUUUGCGACGACGUACCUGAGCAGCCAGAUGGCCAGCAUCAUCGGCUCGUUCACGAUCGGGCUGCUGGCCAACCUGUACAGUCGGGUGUGGCACGGCCACGCGGCGGCGGUGAUUGUGCCGGGCAUGUGGACGCUGGUUUCGUCCGGGCUGGCGUCGAGCGGGUCGAUCGUGGCCGGGUUGCAGUACGCCAAGGCCGUCAAGGAGGGGACGGCCAACACCUCGUCGAACUCGAUGGUCGAGUCGCUGUUGAGCCUGGGUGUGAGUAUGGUGCAGACCGCGCUAGGGAUCACGGUGGGGUUGUUUCUGUCUGCCUUGGUGGUGUAUCCGGGGGGGAAGCGCCAGGGCGGCUUGUUCAAUUUGUAGCGUGUGCACAGUUGCAUAGCUUGUCUUCGGGUCCGAGUCUUCUUCUUGUCUAUAGUUUUCUUGUCUAUACUCCGUCUGUCUUGCAUCUGCGGGCCUAGUAGCAUUAAGCAUUGGUGUUUAUGUCUGUCG